Nymphaea colorata (pocket water lily) is the source of this 1644-nucleotide messenger RNA. RefSeq names its product chaperone protein dnaJ C76, chloroplastic. Bases 23 to 1459 code for a protein of 478 amino acids. NCBI's taxonomy places the organism in Eukaryota, Viridiplantae, Streptophyta, Magnoliopsida, Nymphaeales, Nymphaeaceae. The transcript is spliced from 4 exons. The record is from RefSeq and is a predicted model, not a curated record.
CUGAGGUCGAGCAAACGAGAAGAUGAUGUGUGCAAGGACGGGCAUCCUGGUUAAUGGCUUCUCCUUCUCCCACAACAGACAAGGAAAUACCAGGAAACUCGGACCCCGUUCGAUCAGAAAACAAUCAACAGGCUUGUCCAUCAAGAGUUGCAGAGUGGAUGGCAACUCAUGGAGCAGUGUUGAUUACGAUCUCUAUGAGUUGCUCGGCGUGGAUCCUCACUCAGACCAAUCCGUCAUCCGGGAAGCAUACCGGUCACUGCAGAAGCGGUGCCAUCCCGACAUCGCCGGGCCGGCCGGCCAUGACAUGGCCAUAAUUCUCAACCAGGCCUACUCCCUCCUUUCGGAUCCACUUUCUCGGCUUCUUUAUGAUCAGGAACAAGCAAAGAUGGUGGAGUUCAAUGGGUAUACAGGGAACCCGGUCUACUCGGUCUGGAUGGGCUCGGAGAAGGAAGACCGGGCUGUGUUCGUAGACGAAGUCAAAUGCGUCGGGUGCCUGAAAUGUGCACUCCUUGCUGAACGGACUUUUGGCAUCGAGUCAGUAUACGGCCGAGCCCGGGUUGUAGCCCAGUGGGCCGAUCCAGCCCACAUCAUAGAAGAUGCUAUCAGGGCAUGUCCAGUUGACUGCAUCUCUGUUGUGAAAAGAUCAGACCUGGCUGCCCUGGAGUUCCUCAUGUCCAAGCAACCACGUGGUAAUGUGAGAGUGGGUUCAGACGGCACGGCGGGGAAACGCGUUGCGAAUGUGUUCGUCGACGCCAACAAAUUCCAGAGCAGGUUCAAGGAGAUGAAAGAAAAAGCCCAGAAACCACACUCACAGCAGCCUGAUCCCCAAAGAGCAGCGAGAAUGGCAGCUAUUCAAGCAAUCAAAUCAAUCUCAGGUUGGUGGCAGUUCCAGUCCUUCGUAACCACAAAAAACAAGAGAAGGAACAACGUUCAUGGCACUCCAGGUACCAUUGUAAGAACAAGAAGGCUACUGCCAGGAACGGACAAACUUAGAGAAGCUGCAGCAAGGCGCCGUGCUGGGGAGGACGUAGGAAGAACAUAUCGCAAGAAGACAACCUCGUUGGUUGAUGAGGAGUAUUGGACCCCAAUGCGCACUCUUCCAGCUCCAAUCCAGAGCUGCGAGUCCACUCGGAGUCAUGAACAAGUUACUCAAGUAGAGACAGAGAAUGUGAACAAUCUUGAAGGGAAGAAUCAAUCGAGGCAACCCACAGAAAAACAUAGAGAUCACAGGAUCACAAUUAUCCCACUUGUUGCAGCUGGAAUUGCAGCUAUAGUUACCCGAUUAGAUGGAGGAAGCAGCAUGAGCAGUGGCCUAAAAGAGCAUCUAGCUGGGGCAACGGCAUUGCAGAUCGUAAAUAGCUUGUGGUUGCAGGUUUUCUUAGCCGCAACUACCUGGUAUGUUGUUGGGUUCAUGGUGGUAUCCCUUGUCAGCAGCGUCCAAAAACAAAGAUCGGAGUAACCGCCCCAGAAGAUCUCGCAGACAUACACAAAAUUUCCUGAUAUAUGUUCAUCAGACAGCAAGGCAGAGAAGCAUCAGAAGACCGGAAGAACUGGCAUAGGAUGCCGACAUACAAAUAUACGUGUGUAAACAAAUGAACAUAGGCAUACUUUUAUACAUUAAUGAAACUGUGACGUUUAAAAGAA